Molecule: messenger RNA, 601 nt
Organism: Physeter macrocephalus (sperm whale)
Lineage: Eukaryota; Metazoa; Chordata; Mammalia; Artiodactyla; Physeteridae
Product: protein Wnt-7a
Exons: 2
Biological process (GO): multicellular organism development; neuron differentiation; positive regulation of JNK cascade
Cellular component (GO): extracellular region
Molecular function (GO): cytokine activity; frizzled binding
Source: RefSeq, a predicted model, not a curated record
GUGGCUCCCGCGCUCCCGGCGAGGCUCAGGCGCCGAGCGCGCGGACGGGCGCACGACAGACGGCCCCGUGAAGCCUCGGCCCGCGCCUCCCGGGCGGGCUAUGUUGAUUGUCCCGCCAGGGCCGGCCCGCGGGAUCAGCACAGCCCGGCCCGCGGCCCCGGCGGCCAGCGGGGACUAUGAAUCGGAAAGCGCGGCGCUGCCUGGGCCACCUCUUUCUCAGCCUGGGCAUGGUCUACCUCCGGAUCGGUGGCUUCUCCUCGGUGGUAGCUCUGGGCGCGAGCAUCAUCUGUAACAAGAUCCCAGGCCUGGCUCCCAGACAGCGGGCGAUCUGCCAGAGCCGGCCCGACGCCAUCAUCGUCAUAGGAGAAGGCUCGCAAAUGGGCCUGGACGAGUGUCAGUUUCAGUUCCGCAAUGGCCGCUGGAACUGCUCGGCGCUGGGGGAGCGCACCGUCUUCGGAAAGGAGCUCAAAGUGGGUAUGUGCUCACCCAGACACCCCAAGCGGGGUCUCAUAAACUAUGGGGAGACCAAAAUGCCUCGGGAGUGCUCUGGGACCCCGUCCUCUGCCGCGGGCUGGAACGCCCUAGAUACGGGAUCGUGCAG